This is a messenger RNA of Panicum virgatum (switchgrass), 514 nucleotides long. RefSeq names its product receptor-like cytosolic serine/threonine-protein kinase RBK1. The transcript is spliced from 2 exons. Lineage: Eukaryota; Viridiplantae; Streptophyta; Magnoliopsida; Poales; Poaceae. The record is from RefSeq and is a predicted model, not a curated record. Bases 27 to 401 code for a protein of 124 amino acids.
UCUCAUGCUGUGAGCUUUCUCCGUGCAUGCAGGCGAAGCAGUACUUCGUCGACGGCGAGGAAGACGAGAUGCUCAAGAUGGCCGACCCGGCCCUGGGCGGCCGGUACGACGCCGAGCAGCUCCGGAACGUGGCGUGGGCGGCCAAGCUCUGCGUCCAAUCCUCCCCAGACCACAGGCCGCAGAUGAGCAAGGUGGUGCAGAUAUUAGUAGGGGAGAGGACGCAGGCGCAUCCAUGGGGAGAACGGCAUAGGGGGAGCCACCGUCCGGGAGAGCUGCACGAUGAAACGGACGGCUACGAUGCGGCGCCGGGGUACCUGGAUGAUCUGAGCCGCCACAAGGCGCUCGCCUUCGACUUCGAUGGGGAAUCCACGCCACGGACGCAUGUUGGUCCUUAUUCUUGAAUUUUAGGCACAACCUUUUAUUGUGCUAGGGAUGUAUAUUUUGUACAUACACGUUAAUUAAGUUGUGCAUUGUACAUGAUUUGAUGGGAAAGCUCUGUACAUUUCGUGGUGCA